AUGGAUAUCGGGAGUUCAGAGGGCGUCGGACGCUUCUGUUCAAAAUGGCAGCCGGGGCGGAAAAAGUUCCCGGGCUGGCUGACACCAACCGGGGGAAAAUGGCCUCGGGGAGCCCCGCAAAACUCCCGUGUGGCCGGCGCAGGGGCGCUCAGGGCCGCUCGGGCCACAUGGAAGCAGCCAGCCCAGCCGGGCCGAGCCAAGCCGAGCCAAGCCGACCGGGCCGGGCCGGGCCUCCCUCGUGCCUGCGGAGCAGAGGCAGAGGCAGACGCCGGGCAGGGGGAGAGAGGCCCCGUCCCCCGAGAGGAGGGAGGUUCCGACGGGCUCCCCAGAUUGCGCCCCACGCCCGCCCCGCGAGCAGGCAGGCGGGCGCCUCUGACCUCGCGGGCCACAAAAGCGCGGCGCCCGGCCCGGCCCGGCACGAACGCCCAGACCCGGGGCCGAGCGAGGGAACUAAGGGGAAGGCCGCAAAGCUGCGGAGCGGGCCCUGCGCGGGAUCCGCGCCAGAGCCGAUCGCCGGGCCGGCGGCGAGCGGGGCUCCUCCCGCGGGGCGCCCCGCUGCACCCCUUAGCGAGCCGCAGCGCGACCCGCCGGGCCCCGGGGGGAGAGGGCGAGGGCGAGGCAGGCGACGGCGAAGGCGGCUCCGGCUGGACAAACAUGGCUGCUGUGCCGCCGCCGCCUCGGCCCCGCGAGCCGCGCUCCCGCCCGCCCGCCCCCGUCGCCUCAGCAGCGGCGGCACCUCGGGGCCCCGCCGAGCCGCCCCCGGGAGCCCCGCCGCCCCGCCGGCCACCUGAGCCGCAGCACGGCAGGCCGGCGCCCGCGCGACGCCGCGAGGGAGGAAGCCGCCCGCCCGCGGCCCUCACCUCGCGGCCGCCCGGCGCCCCCGGCCUGCUCCCCGCCGCCCGCCCGGCCCGCGCGCAGUUACCGUGGCCCGCGCCCCCGCCCGGCCCGGCCGCGGAGGGGAGGGAGGGGCGGGCCUCCCUCAUGACACGACUCGGGGCGCCCGGGCGACUCCCCGGCCCCUCCCCCGCUUCUCCGGCUCCUCGGGGCCGCCAGGCGGGCGAGCGGGCGAGCGCGACCUGCCCCGGCCUCGCUUCGCCUCGCCUCGCCUCUUCUGCCUCUGCCGCCGCCGCCGCCGCCGCCGCCGCCCGGGCCUCGGCCUCACACCCCCCGCCGCGCGCGCCCCCGAGCGGCCUCGCGUGCGGCGGCUCAGCCGAGGGCGCGCCCCCGUGCGCGUGCGUGCGCUCGCGGGGUUCAGAGCGGGCCGAGGGCCGAACUGAGCUGGCGAGCCGGGGCCCCGGCGCCUUCGUCCCCCACCCCCGGGCCCUCGCACGUCGCACCACCCCACUGGCGGUGGGCCGUGCGGGCGUGCGGGCGUCGUGGGUGGCACUUCCCCGGCGCGCCCCCUCUCCUCCCUGGGGCUCCGACGCGGCCCCGCCCCGGCCCGGCUUCCAUCUUAGUUGCAGCUCCAAGCCGGGCUCCCCAGGCCCCGGGCACCUGCCCCGGGCCCGAUCGCCCGCGCCCGACGCCCAGGCCGCCCCACCCGUGUGCAGCCCAGGGCCAGGCCUGCGGGGCUCACCUGAGGGCAACUGCGGGGAAGGGGCCCGGGGUCGGGUCUUCGGGCCUCGAGCCCUGACCGAGCCAGCCCGGCCGCAGGUGAACCCCGCAGCCCGGCCGCACCCCGAACCCACCCACCCCGGCCGAGGGAGGAGGCAGGAAACAAAAUGGAGGCAGCGAGCGAACAGCUCGGCUCGGCUCGGCUCGGGGCAGGCGGCCUCCCCCGGCCCGGCCCGCCGCUCGCGCCCGCCCGACGUCCGCAGGCCAACAGCGCCCAGGCCCGGACUGCAGCACCCCAGGCCCCGCACCCCCGCAACGCAAUGCAAUGCAAUGCAAUGCGCCGCCCCGCAAGGGCACCCCGGCUGGGUCGGCUGCGGUGGGUUACCCGGCCGGCCCGGCACGGCGCCCACCCCUGACAGCGCGCCCGCACCCGUGUCUGCAGCCCAGCCCGGGGGCCUCUGCGCCUCGGGCGGGGAGACGGACGCGGGGGAGGGUCCCCGGCUCCCAGAGCGCUCCCUGCACCGCCUCCCGCGUCCAGGCCGGGGCUGGGCCGGGAUCGCGGGGUCGACGGUGCCGGAGGUUCGGGUGCGCGCGGACAGACUUGGGGCCGACCUCCCCGCCCCAAGGGGCCGCGCCUCGCACCAUGGCCUCUGCGGUGGUCGCCGUCCGGGCCUCGGGGCCUCCGCUGCACGGCCGCUGGGCUCUGCAGCCUCGCUGUCCCGGGCGGGCAUCGGGCCCCGACACCCGAGCAGAGCACGGAUCGUCGGUCUCGGGUCGGCCCCGCCUGCGGGUCAAACCCCCACUCCACCGGGGCGCUGCGCUCGGGGCCCCCUCAGCGCUGGCUGGCCUAGUAGUGCAAGGGCCGCGGCGCUGCCGAUGGUGCAAGGGGAUCGAGGUUUUGCAGAUGGUGCGAGGGGAUCGAGGCUCCAAGGCCUGGCAACCCGAGCUCAGCCGAAGCCCUGGAUCCCCUCCCCGGCCUUCCCUCCCCCACCCACCCCGCCUCGACCCCCGCCGCCUCCUCAGCUUGCUCCCGGGCACCGAGCUCACCUCGGGAGCUCGCAGGUCCCGAGGGUGCUAAGAGCAUCCUGGCUACCCAAAGAAAAGCCACCACUAGCCGCCAUCAAAAUUCCACCUCCUCCAGAAAGCCUUCAGUGA
Molecule: messenger RNA, 2709 nt
Organism: Suncus etruscus (white-toothed pygmy shrew)
Lineage: Eukaryota; Metazoa; Chordata; Mammalia; Eulipotyphla; Soricidae
Product: basic proline-rich protein-like
Exons: 6
Coding region: 1-2709 (902 amino acids)
Source: RefSeq, a predicted model, not a curated record